CUGAAAGUUGGUGCAGCAGGCGGCCAUCACGCUGGUGUCGCUAUUUUCAACUGCCUCACCAGCUAAAGACACACUCAUUACGUCUAUAAUCGCAACGCUAGAUUGUUGUCUUGGUUUCCCAGCCUUGAUUCCUUACCGAUGAGGGACUUUCGGCCCGACUGACACAGGGAGAUGGGGGUACACAAUAUUUCAGACCAGCCACCUCUGGUCCAGGCCAUAUUUAACCGAAAUGCGGAUGAAGUGAAGUUAUUUUUGCACAAGAAAGAUGAAGUCAAUGCACUGGACCAAGAGCGCCGCACACCUCUUCAUGCUGCUGCCUGGCUGGGGGACGUUCAUAUAAUGGAGCUUCUCAUCAGCGCAGGUGCCAAUGUCAAUGCAAAGGACCAUGUGUGGCUAACACCAUUGCACAGAGCAGCUGCUUCCAGAAAUGAGAGGGCUGUGGGGCUGCUGCUAAGGAAGGGAGCUGACGUUACGGUGCGGGAUAAAUUCUGGCAGACACCACUGCACAUUGCGGCGGCCAACCGAGCCAUGCGUUGCGUCGAGGCCCUGCUGGCCCAUGUGACCAGCCUGAAUAUGGCCGACCGCACAGGCAGAGCGCCCCUGCAUCACGCUGCUCAGAGUGGAUACCAGGAGAUGGUUAAAUUGCUGCUGAACAAGGGAGCCAAUCUGAGUGCCAGUGACAAGAAGGACAGGCAACCCAUUCAUUGGGCAGCUUACCUUGGACAUCUGGAGGUGGUUAAGCUGCUGGUGUCUCAGGGCUCUGAUAAGAGCUGUAAGGAUAAGCGGGGAUACACCCCUCUCCACGCUGCUGCUGCCAGUGGCCACGUCGAUGUGGUCAAGUACCUGUUACGCAAUGGAGCCGAGAUUGAUGAGCCUAAUGCCUUUGGAAACACUGCUCUGCAUGUGGCCUGCUACACGGGACAGGAGGCCGUAGCCAACGAGCUGGUCAACCGUGGGGCCAACGUCAACCAACCCAACCACCGCGGCUACACGCCCCUGCACCUGGCUGCCGUGUCCACUAACGGGGCUCUCUGCCUGGAGCUGCUGGUCAACAACGGUGCUGAUGUCAACAUGCAGAGUAAAGAAGGGAAAAGCCCUUUGCACAUGGCAGCCAUUCAUGGACGUUUCACUCGCUCUCAGAUCCUCAUUCAAAACGGUGGGGAGAUAGAUUGUGUGGACAGAUAUGGCAAUACUCCUCUUCAUGUUGCUGCCAAGUACGGCCACGAGCUGCUUAUCAGCACCUUAAUGACAAAUGGUGCUGACACAGCCAGACAAGGGAUUCAUGGGAUGUUUCCUCUACACUUAGCUGUGCUCUACGGGUCCUCUGACUGUUGUCGUAAACUACUUUCCUCAGGUCAGCUCUACAGCAUUGUGUUGUCAAUGAGUAAAGAACACGUGCUCUCAGCCGGAUUUGACAUCAACACCCCAGACAACUUUGGGAGGACCUGUCUACACGCUGCUGCCUCUGGAGGAAAUGUUGAAUGUCUUAACCUGCUCUUAAGCAGUGGAGCUGACAUGAAUAAGAAGGACAAGUUUGGAAGGACUCCGUUGCACUAUGCGGCUGCUAAUGGUAGGUAUCAGUGUGUGGUGGUUCUGGUAGGAGCGGGGGCGGAGGUCAAUGAGCGUGACCGCUCUGGCUGUACACCUCUACACUACUCGGCUGCAUCGACUGCGUUCUGCAGAACGGACCGACCCCAUGCCAGCACCCAUCAGAACCAAGAGGAUGGGGAGAAGGAAUCCUUCCUGUGUGUAGAGCAUUUGUUGGAUAAUGGUGCUGAUCCAUCUCUGUGCAACACUAAAGGAUACAGUGCUGUGCAUUAUGCUGCAGCCCAUGGCAACAAACAAAACCUGGAGCUGCUUUUGGAGAUGUGCUUCAACACACUAGGAGACAAGGAGAACAACGGGUCCGUCAGCCCACUACACUUGGCGGUGGAGUCCGGUCACUGGGAAUGUGUCACUGUGUUAAUUGAGUCUGGAGGGUAUGUGGAUGCCUGUGACCCGGUGGGGCGCUCUGUGCUGUACGUAGCCUCUCAAAAAGGACAUGCCCGCUGCGUAGAGCUGCUGCUCUGCCAAUCAGCAUCUUGCCUGCUCAUAGAGCACCGCAGCAAAUGGGGCCCUCUUCAUGUUGCAGCUGCCAACGGCCACUCAGAAUGUCUGCGGAUGCUGCUCUGUAGCGAGGGGGGAGCCGAUCUCGUUAAUGUUAAAGAUGCGGAGGGACAGACUCCACUAAUGCUGGCAGUGCUGGGGGGACACACUGACUGUGUGCAUCUGCUGCUGGAGAGAGGAGCUUGCCCUGAUAUGAGAGACAGGAGAGGAAGAACAGCCUUACACAGAGGGGCGGUGAUGGGUCGGGAGGACUGUAUAACCGCCCUGCUGUCCCACAACGUCUCAGUCCUCAGCAAAGAUUUUCAGGGGCGAACUGCGGUCCAUCUGGCUGCCUCUUGCGGCCAUGCUGACAUUCUCUCCAAUCUUCUUUCUGCUGCUGACCACUCCCACCCCCACGACCCAAUCACAGACCGCCAUGGCUACACACCCACACACUGGGCAGCCUAUCACGGUAAUGAAGACUGUUUGGAAGUUUUACUUGAACUUAAACCAUGUAGUAUCCAGGAGGGAAACCCCUUCACCCCACUGCACUGUGCUCUCAUUAAUGGCCAUAGUGGUUCUGCAGAGCUGCUGUUGGAAUCCAGUGUUUGUAAUUCGCUGGUAAACAUCAGGGAUGCCAAAGGAAGGACCCCACUUCACGCGUCCGCAGUUGCCGAGGACGUGGCUGGGCUGCAGCUGGUUCUGCGGCACGGAGCUGACAUCAAUGCCGUGGACCACUCAGGGCGUUCUGCACUGAUGGUGGCCGCCGACAAUGGCCAAAGUGGUGCUGUGGCCCUGCUGCUGCACAGAGCCAAAGCCGACCUGUCCCUCCUGGAUGUGAACAAGAACACUGCCCUGCACCUGGCCUGCAGCAAGGCUCAUGAAAUGUGUGCCAUGCUGAUCUUGAAGGAGAUCCACAACCCUAUCCUCAUAAAUGCAACCAACAGUAUGCUUCAGAUGCCCCUCCACAUUGCCGCCAGAAAUGGUUUGGCCACCGUGGUUCAGGCCUUGCUGAACCGUGGAGCCACAGUGCUGGCAGUGGAUGAGGAAGGUCAUACACCAGCCCUGGCUUGCGCAUCCAAUAAAGCUGUUGCCGACUGCCUAGCUCUCAUUCUGUCAACCAUGAAGCCUUCCUCCUCCACGCCCUCUUCGUCCUCACCGUCUUCUCCCAGCCUCAACCUGCUCAAGCACUGUGGCAUCACCGCCGCCUGUCCCCCCCUGCCCAAUGGAGGCCUUCGCCAUGGUUACGGCAAAGAUCGCCAUGGUGCUACUAUCGGCUUGGAUGGCUACUUGACGGGGGGAGGCGGUCUUACUCGUAAAAAAAAAAAACGUGUGGUCACUCGGUUUGGUCCUCUCUACACAUCUAGAUAAAUCUAUAUGCAAUUACAGCCACAAAUCCCUCCUGUGCCAGUAUCAAAGCUUUUCUUCACAUUUCAGUAGAGAGCGAACACGAGAGGACGAACUUAGCUAUUUAUUUCUAUUUAUUUUCCCCCACUUUCCUUUUCCUCCCACCUCCUGACUCCCAUUUUAGAUGCUGUCCAUUCAGUAUGAGUCUAAAAUCUAAAAUCUGAAUCUAAGCCAUCUAUUCGAACCAGUAUGAAUCACUGGCGAGUCAGUCCUUUAUUUCUUCUCCAUUUGCAGUCGAUUUGACUCUGUUCAUGUUAGAAUUAUGCAGCUGUGUGUCUCCAUGGUAACAGUGAUAAUGGAUGGGUUUCCAUAUCAUGCCUCCUAUUUGCGUGACGCUGUGGCCUUGCAUAGGAAUUUACAGCCUGCCCUGAGGAACAAUUUAAACGGGUUACACUAGAUUUGCAUGAAUUUGCGGGACCAUGUAUUUGAUAGUGGUCUUGUGUGUGUGUGUGUGUGUGUGUGUGUUUGUGUGCGUGCUUGCACGUGUAUGUGUGACAUCCACUUUUGCGCAACAGUCCAAGUUUUUCAUCCCAUACUUGAUUAUUACGUUUUGAGGUUUUUAUGUGAGGUGUAAUCUGAUUUAGCACAGAUCAGGAAAAAACAAACAACCUAACAGAAUCAUAUUGACAGAAGGGAAACCAUACUACCUUAAGCCAAAAGACCAAUGACCUCCUGAUAGAGGGGUCUGAUAUGUAAUGCUUGUUUACUUGUUAGAGAGAAAAGGGAUAGUGUUUGGAUGGGUUUUGAGGUUGAGGUUCAUAUUAGGUUUACAAUGGAGGUAUUGGGUAGUCCAGAUCACUGUUUGUAGGUGGGCAGAAGAAAGGAGUUACAAGUGUCAUGAUUUUGGCCGUUUAAACAACAUUAUGAAGAUGCUACACUAAGGAAGUAUAGAAAGCACAAACGUCAUACACAGUACUUGCUCCUUGGGACCUUCGGUUUUAUUUAUUUUGGUUGGUUUUAUUUUUUGUUCUUGGGCCUCAUAAAAUAUCUUCAAUUAAAUCUACUGCUUUGCUAUAAUAUUAAGUGUGGAGUUGCUUUCACAGUGCCUACUGAAUUUAGUUUUGCCUACCUAGGAUCCAAUCAGUUAAACACCAUAUGCAGUCCCCUAAACC
Sinocyclocheilus rhinocerous is the source of this 4604-nucleotide messenger RNA. It is a transcript of the gene ankrd52a, whose product is annotated as ankyrin repeat domain 52a. The coding region runs from base 172 to 3456 and encodes 1094 amino acids. The transcript has 28 exons. The record is from RefSeq and is a predicted model, not a curated record. Lineage: Eukaryota; Metazoa; Chordata; Actinopteri; Cypriniformes; Cyprinidae. Gene Ontology annotation, molecular function: protein binding.